Populus euphratica (Euphrates poplar) is the source of this 3455-nucleotide messenger RNA. RefSeq names its product protein MEI2-like 2. The coding region runs from base 390 to 2954 and encodes 854 amino acids. NCBI's taxonomy places the organism in Eukaryota, Viridiplantae, Streptophyta, Magnoliopsida, Malpighiales, Salicaceae. The transcript has 13 exons. The record is from RefSeq and is a predicted model, not a curated record. Gene Ontology annotation, molecular function: RNA binding.
ACUCACCACUACUUCCUUCCUUCCUUUCUUGGUUGCCUCCAAUCAUUUUCCUCUCUGUUUCUCUCUCUAAAAAAAUCUCUCUCUUAAUAAUUAUUAUAUUUGCUUAUUUUUUCAUUCUAAUUUCCCGGCGGGAGAGAAGGCAGAGGUGGGAGAAGAGUAAAAGAAAGAUACAAAGAUACUUCUACGAAACUCUCUCUCGUGAUUAUAUAUAUAUAUAUUUAUAUAUUUUUUUUCCAUUGUACCAGUGAAGUUAAAAAGAAAAAAAGUAAUUUGAUCGUCAAUACAAAAAGCUUAAUUCGUUAGCUUCUUUCUCUGGAGUCUGUCUUCAAUGCCCUCUUCUUAACUGCUCUCUCCCCUUCCCUCUCAAAAUAAGUGAGAAGAGAAUAAAAAUGGAGCAAAACUCAAAGGACGCAGUACCUGGUCCAUCAAAAAUUCCAGCUGUUAAUAGUAGUAAGAAGGUGGUUACUGGUGCAUGGGGCAUCCCACUUAGAAUUGAUGCAUUUCAGUCGUCGAGUGAUGCAAGCUUGUUUUCGAGUUCAUUGCCUGUCCUUUCACAUGAAAAGCUGAACUUUAACGAUUCAGAGAAUUAUGGUCGAUCUAUUGAUGAUAGCCCACCUAACUUGAAUAAUCUCGACCUAGAAACUGAGGUUACUGAUCUAUUUGAAGACAUCGAACCAAGUGCAAUUGGAAAUUUGCUUCCUGAUGAUGAUGAGCUUCUUGCUGGCAUAAUGGAUGAUUUCGACCUUAGUGGGUUGCCUAGUCAACUGGAGGAUUUGGAAGAAAUUGAUCUCUUUGGUCCUGGAGGGGGGAUGGAGUUAGAUUUUGAAUCCCAAGAAAGCCUUCGUAUUGGUAUGUCCAAGCUAAGCAUGACUGAUGGGAUUCCUGCAAAUGGGGUUGGUCAUUAUGCUCUUCCAAAUGGUGUGGGAACAGUGGCUGGGGAACAUCCAUAUGGGGAGCAUCCUUCAAGAACAUUAUUUGUUCGGAAUAUCAAUAGUAAUGUGGAGGACUCUGAAUUGAGAUCUCUCUUUGAGCAAUAUGGGGAUAUCAGAACAUUAUACACUGCUUGCAAGCAUAGAGGCUUUGUGAUGAUAUCUUACUAUGAUAUUAGAGAUGCUCGGACUGCAAUGCGUGCUUUGCAAAAUAAGCCCUUAAGGCGGAGAAAACUGGACAUUCAUUUUUCAAUUCCGAAGGAUAACCCUUCAGAAAAAGAUAUAAAUCAAGGAACUCUUGUGGUCUUCAAUUUGGAUGCAUCUGUAUCAAAUGAUGACCUUCGCCUAAUAUUUGGGGCAUAUGGAGAGGUCAAAGAGAUAAGAGAAACCCCACACAAGCGGCACCAUAAAUUCAUUGAAUUUUAUGAUGUUAGAGCUGCGGAGGCAGCUCUCAGAGCAUUAAAUAAGAGUGAUAUUGCUGGGAAACGCAUUAAGCUUGAACCUAGCCGCCCUGGUGGAGCACGUAGAAAUAUAAUGCAGCAAAUAACUCAAGAGCUGGAACAAGAUGAAGCACGAAGUUUCCGUCAUCAAGUAGGCUCACCAGUGGGGAACUCUCCUCCAAGUACUUGGUUACAAUUUGGCAGCCCAGUUGAACAUAAUCCAUUGCAUGGAUUUAGCAAGUCCCCAGGACUUGGAACAUUCAGCCCUGUAAAUGGAAAUAAUUUGCCUGGGCUGGCUUCAAUUCUCCCCCUUCAUGUAUCUAACCCUGCAAAGAUUGCCCCAAUUGGAAAGGACCAUGGAAGGGUUAACCAUGCAAACCAGAUGCUUGCCAACUCUGGAUCAAUGCAAGGGGCAGCCUAUCAGCAUUCUCGUUCAUUCACUGGCCAGAAAUUGAGCACGAGUCCUGUUCCGAUGUCUACUUUUGGGGAAUCAAAAUCAAGUUCAUCUCGUAUAGGCACAUUGACUGGCCCUCAGUUUCUCUGGGGAAGUCCUGCUUCUUACUCUGAGAGUGCGAGCUCCUCUGCUUGGCCAACAUCAUCUGUUGGAAAUGCGUUUCCAUCACACGGGCAAGGACAGGGUUUUCCACACAUCAGCAGGCAUGGAUCUCUCCUCGGUUCACAUCACCAUCAUGUGGGAUCUGCUCCGUCUGUUCUUCCUCUUGAUAGGCAUUUUGGCUUCUUCCCAGAAUCACCAGAAACAUCCUUCAUGAACCAAGUUGCAUUGGGGGGUAUGGGUUUAAAUCGCAGCACUGGAAGUUAUAUGAUGAACAUGGGUGGCCAUGCAGCUGUCGGUGCAGGCAUUGGACUUCCAGGACCACCCCUGACUGAAAAUGGUUCACCCAAUUACAGGAUGAUGUCAUUGCCUAGGCAUAAUCCUAUGUUUUUUGGGGCUGGUUCUUAUUCUGGACCAGGGACAAUUGGCAAUGAGGGAUUUGCUGAACGUGUUCGAAGUCCGCGAGUUGAGAAUAGUGGGAGCCAGAUAGAUAGCAAGAAGCAGUAUCAGCUUGAUUUGGAUAAAAUCAUUAGCGGGGAAGAUAAUAGGACAACUUUAAUGAUUAAAAACAUUCCUAAUAAAUACACUUCAAAGAUGUUGCUGGCUGCUAUUGAUGAAAAUCACCGUGGUACUUACGACUUUCUCUAUCUUCCCAUUGAUUUUAAGAAUAAAUGCAAUGUGGGUUAUGCCUUCAUCAAUAUGGUGUCUCCUGCAUGCAUCAUUUCCUUCUACGAGGCAUUUAAUGGGAAAAGGUGGGAGAAGUUUAAUAGUGAAAAAGUCGCUUCACUUGCAUAUGCACGAAUUCAGGGCAAGGCUGCCCUUGUGACACACUUUCAGAAUUCAAGCUUAAUGAAUGAAGAUAAGCGAUGCCGUCCAAUUCUCUUCCACUCUGAGGGCCAAGAGGCUACUGAUCAGGAACCUUUCCUAUCUGGUAACUUAAACAUUUGUAUCCGUCAGCCUGAUGGAUCAUAUUCUGGGGAUUCGUUGGACUGCCCAGAAGACAGUCUGGAUGAGAAACUGGAGAAGAAUUAACAGCUGAAAUUGCUCUUGGCCUUGAAUGGUGGUCAGGAGUGCUAACCAUUGUGUAGGCAUUUUCAAUGUAUAAAUUUGGAAUAGAAACUAAAGUGUGGGUACAAUAUUGAUUGAAUGAUGAGCAGCCUCCACUUUUGCGUCAUGGAUGCUGCACAGUAUCUCACAACUGGCAGAGGGCAUUUUGUUCGUCUGUAGAGCAACCAUCUGUUAUGUGAGGAUAAGGCAUAACAUAUUUUGCUGAGAAGUGAAGGCAUUUCUCACUGAUUUGUACAUGGGAAACUCCUAUUGGGUUUUCGCUUCGAUCCUUUUCUGUUUCUGUACUUGUUUCUGGAGUCCAUUUGCAAAUAAUGUGAACAUUUUCAUUGGAUAACCUGGGAUUACGGGCUGUUUACAGAAGUUGUAUAGAAUGGAAGAUGAACAGACCCUGCAUCCGGUUCAUCCUGUCUUGCAAUGUUGUAGCUUUAAAGACAUGAAUCUGUAUAUGCUUGUACAGUUGUCCAC